AUGGUCACUUCAUCAGUUUGUGAUAAGGUGAAAGAUGGGAUCCAACAGUUGAUGGAUAGUGGGUAUCUACAGUUUGAGCGUGUGCGACGUCCUGAAAUGGUUGAAAACGCAGUUAAUGUGGCAUCUAUCCCGUAUACUCCUGCCAAGAUUCCAAUUCCUACAAGAGCACCUCCUUUGGUUAUUACACUUCUUGGUCCCGUCCCGUAUAACAGUGAAAAAGCGAUCCCAUGGAAUUAUGGAGGAGAAGUUUUCUACCAAGGGGCCAAGUAUGAGGUUAAGGCGCCGGUUGAGAAAGAAGAUGUUGAUAAUGUUGUGGGCAUUGGAAGAAUGACGAGAAGUGGUCGUAUUUUCAAUCCUCCCCAGACUAAUCGCGAUGACAAUACAGAAGCUCUAGCUCAAGCAAAAGGGAAAAGAGUGGUAGAAGAUACGGUGGAUCCGGGGCAAAGCUCUAACUCUGAAGAUACUGUGGCCAAAGAGAUGGAAGAGUUCCUAAAGAUCAUCAAGAAAAGUGAGUAUAAAGUAGUUGACCAAUUGAGUCAAACUCAAUCUAAGAUCUCGAUCUUACAGUUGCUCUUAUGCUCCGAGACACAUCGAAAUGCUUUAUUGAGACUCCUAGGCACUGCCUUUGUCCCUCCUGAGAUCUCAGUAAAUCAGCUUGAAGGGGUUGUGUCUAAUAUCAAUGCUGGAAAUGGAUUGGGAUUCACUGAUGCAGAUUUGCCUUCUGAAGGUAGAAAACAUAAUAGAGCUUUGCACAUAUCUGUGGAGUGCAAGGGGACUAUGCUAUCUCGUGUUCUUGUUGAUAAUGGAUCUUCUUUGAAUGUGUUACCAAAGUCGUCUUUGAUGAGGCUAGACUAUUCUGGUGUUGAGAUAAGGCCAAGCGAAUUAACUGUGAGAGCCUUUGAUGGCUCAAAGAGGUCGGUGUUUGGGGAGGUUGAUUUGCCAGUGAUGAUAGGUCCUCAACUCUUCACUAUUACUUUCUUUGUGAUGGAUAUCCACCCGGCUUACAGUUGUCUCUUGGGGCGUCCAUGGAUCCAUGCUGCUGGGGCCGUGACUUCCACAUUGCAUCAGAAACUCAAAUUCGCCACUCAAGGAAAGAUAGUCACAAUAUGUGGGGAGGAAGAACACGUGGUAAGCCAUCUUGCGUCCUUCAGGUAUAUUGAUGUGGAGGGAGAGGUCCACGAGACGCCUUGCCAAGCCUUUGAGGCUGUCCAGACUAUCAAGAUCCCUUAUGUUGACAAUAAGAAAUUGGAAGCUCCCAUGUCUUCACUAAAGGAAGCCAAAGCUGUGGUUGAAUCUGGUCAUCCUGAAGGAUGGGGCCGAGUCUUAGAUCUACCAAUCAAGCAUGAUAAGUGUGGGAUUGGAUAUCAGUUGGGGCAGAGUUCUUCUGAUGGGUCCUUCAAGAAGCCCGGAACCUUCGUUCCGAUCAAGUUCUCUAGUGCUGGCAUCGUCAAAGAUCAUAUUUGCGCUGCUGAUGAUGAUAUGGAUAGUGAUUAUGACAUUGAAGAAUGGAUCAAGCCGUGUGUCCCGGGACAGAAGCUUCUCAACUGGUCAUCUGAAGCCAUCAUCUCAAUUGCUCUUGAUCAAAAGUAA
Vicia villosa (hairy vetch) is the source of this 1590-nucleotide messenger RNA. RefSeq lists its product as uncharacterized. The coding region runs from base 1 to 1590 and encodes 529 amino acids. The record is from RefSeq and is a predicted model, not a curated record. Lineage: Eukaryota; Viridiplantae; Streptophyta; Magnoliopsida; Fabales; Fabaceae. The transcript has a single exon.